AUGCAGCGCAAUAUCUGGUGGGAGGCAGCAGCAACUACUCGUUGCCGUGCAUUACAACGCCUGGCCCUAUUAGCGAGCAAUUCGGUAGUGCUUGCUGAUAAUCGCUUUGCGGAGAAACGAUAUGGCAGCGGGCUUUGCUGCGUGGGAAUCAGCUGCAUCUGCCGACAGGAGCAGGUUCUGCAUUUGGCUGCGAGCUGGGGACCACCGACAUAUGAGGAACCGUGGAUUUAUGCAGUGCGCCUGCGCUUUAGUAUUGCCCGCACUGAGGCAAUGCCUUAUCUGGCGCCCCGUUCGUUUGCUGUUUUGAUCAGGAUUGUGCGAGAUGGAGUCACGUAUUACACGUGA
Molecule: messenger RNA, 345 nt
Organism: Eimeria mitis
Lineage: Eukaryota; Apicomplexa; Conoidasida; Eucoccidiorida; Eimeriidae
Exons: 2
Coding region: 1-345 (114 amino acids)
Source: RefSeq, a predicted model, not a curated record